UGCAUCGACUUCAGUCUACCCUGUGACAUCCCGUUGACGCGACGCGUGCAUCUAUCUUUACUCUCUUUCCUCAUCCGGAAAACACAGUCUCCUCCACACAAUGAUUGACUCCAACUAUUACGACAUCAUCAAGCAAGAGCAAUGCUACUUUGAUAACAGCUUGGGAAUGACCAACAACAAUAACAACAAUACGACGAACAGCAACAUCAACAACAAUAACAAUAAUAACAAUAACAACAACAGCCUGCAGGCUGUGAGCGGGAAUGUACAGGAGGAACAGGAGCAGCCGGAUCCUGACAACAUUAAGAUGUUCGUGGGUCAGGUGCCAAAGUCGAUGGACGAGAACGACCUGAAGAGGAUGUUUGAAGAGUACGGACGGGUGCACUCGAUAAACGUCCUUCGGGACAAGAACUCCGGCGUCAGUAAAG
Molecule: messenger RNA, 428 nt
Organism: Nicrophorus vespilloides
Lineage: Eukaryota; Metazoa; Arthropoda; Insecta; Coleoptera; Silphidae
Exons: 2
Molecular function (GO): RNA binding
Source: RefSeq, a predicted model, not a curated record